AUGCAACACACGUUUGCAACAACACAUCUGCUGCAACAAUCCCGUCUGCAGCUAACAACCCGCCUGCCUCCAAAACCCGCUUGCUGCCACAACACGUCAGCUGCAAAACAGCCUGCUGCAACAACACGCCGGCUUACCAACAAACACGCCUUGUGCAACAACAGUCUGCAGCUACAACACGUCUGCCUGCCACACACGUCUGCAUGCAACAACAAGUCUGCUGAACAACACGUCUGCAGCAACAAACGAGCUGCUGCAUCAGCACGCCUGCACGCUGAGCAACAACACGUCUGCUUGCAGACAACAUGUUGCUGCACAACACCGUUUGCUGCGACAAACACGCCUGCUGCAAACAACACGCCUGCUGCAACAAUCCUCCGCUCGCUCCAACAAACCGCCUGCCUGCAAAAUAGUAGCCACAACAACACGCUGCUGCGACAACACCUCUGCGCCACAACACGUCUGCUGCAACAACACGUCUGCUGCGACAACACGUCAGCUGGCGACAAACACGUCGCCUGCAACAACACGUCCGUGCAAACACCCACGCCUGCAGCCGACAACAGUCUGCUGCGACAAUACGGUCAUGCUGCAACAACACCACGUCUGCUGCAACAAUUGUUUGCUGCAACAACAACGUUGUAUGCAAAACCAACGUCGUAA
Molecule: messenger RNA, 663 nt
Organism: Knipowitschia caucasica
Lineage: Eukaryota; Metazoa; Chordata; Actinopteri; Gobiiformes; Gobiidae
Source: the annotation of a GenBank genome assembly